AAUUACAUUUGGCCGUGUUCGGAGGUGUCCGCGGAUAAAAAGCGUCAAAAAAGAAAAAAACGUGAACGUUGCUACGUGAAUUAGUUAUCAGUGGGAUAACCACGAUUCGGGCGGGAUUCCAACCGAUCCAGUGCGUCGCAGUUCGGAGUGCUCGUCGUAACGGUAAAAAGGUGAAAAAUCAGCCAAGGGCGAGGUUUCGUACCUACACUCCGUGGGCAAGGUCAGCUCCAAAGGCCUAAUACGAAGCAUAAAGAUCCAUACCUCGAUCGCAUUGGGAAUGAAAUAUGCGCUGCACCAGACCAAAAUAGAUCAGCGGUGUGCUUUAAUUCUGAGGCACUGAACUUUACCGCGAAUACACUCGACCGAAUCGGUAUUGUCAACAGCUAUUAUAUCCCAAAAAUCAGAAAAAAUGCCGGAGGCGCGUCAGGGAUGCAUUACAUAUGAUAUGCCUUCUCGAACAAAAUAUGAAGGUCUCCCGAUGAAGGUUUUCUUCGUGGGCACUGAGAAUGGAAACACUUGGAGGAGGGAGAACAGUGAUCUUGGAAGAAUCUCUAAGUCACCUCAGCACGUAGAAGUAGACCAAUCGGUCAGGAGAAGGAUCAAGAACAGUCGUCUUAUCUCCUGUUGCUGCAUGCGCCACUCCACGCGGACAGUCGACAGCGAAGCUAUCCAGCUCGAAGGCGAGGCAAUCGUUGCCGAUCAGCAGGUGCCAGAGCACCAUUUACCACGGAAGCUGUCCAGCUCACUGCCAACUACACCGCAAUUGGGCCAACGGGUGGUGCGAGGACGUGGCUACAAGAAGCUCUCAUGGAAUGAGGAGCUGCCGCACCGGCAGCCAGGCGAGUCAUCAAUGAUUGCCCAGGGCCAGGAGGCCAGGGCCAAUCCGCCGCUCACCUAUCAGCAGCUCACCCACAACAACAACAACAACAACAACAACAAUAAUAAUAACAAUAAUAACAACAACAACGAUGAGGAGUACGAUCCCAUUGCCAAAUACUUUGCCAACACGCAGCAUCGAAAGCUAUCUCCUGGCAUCGCUGCGAAAAGCUCACGGAUUCUCUGCGAGAAUUGCUGUGGGGAGAGGCAGCAACAAGUUGGCAGCUCUAUGGACCGCCAAAAGCAACAGCAGCAGCAGCAGCAGCAGCAACGGCAGCAACAGCAGCAACAUCAUCAGCAGCAGCAGCAGAAGCAACAGCUGCCAUUUGGGGACUACGAUUCAGUGUCCGAUUUGUCGUCGUUUCGCUUUGUCUUCGAUGGGGAGGAAGUCGAUUCCACGAGGCGCGUAUUUGUCGAUGCUCAUUAUGAGGAUGCCGCUGACGACGACGAUGACGUUGCGCGGCCGCCGGUUAUAGAAAUAGAAAAGCGGCAGCCGAAUACAUCAACAACGAAAACGGAAAAAUCAACAGAGGCGGAAACAACAACAACAACAACAGGAGCAGUGGGAGUCGCGUCAUCGCCAGUGUUGUCCCUGUCAUCUGAAAUCAGCGACGAGUCACCAGCAAUUUGUUGUUAUACAAUUGACAAAAAACUGUCACAGCAGCAGCAUCUACAACAGCAAUCGCAACAAGCGCAUCAGCAACUUCUCACCCAGCAGCCGAAGCAGAAGCAGCAACAGCAGCAACAGCAGCAACAGCAGCAACAGCAGCAACAGCAGCAACAGCAACAGCAGCACCAACAGCAGCAGCAACAGCAGCAGCAACAACAUCUGCAACACUACAAUUCCUGUGCCACCGUUAGCUAUCGAAGCUAUCGUCAUCCGCCACCAGUUCCUCCAAAACCGCGUGCCUGUGCGGAUUCUUCAGUAUCCGAUGAACCAGCUCUGAAGACACGCCGUUUGGUCUGCCAGCAACACCAGCCACCUGCCAUCGCCUCGCACUAUCCGCCUCGAGUUUAUCCCGCGAACAGCUGUUGCAUCCCCAAGGAUUAUCACCCGAAUGCCUUCGAGGCGAACUUCAGCAACAACAUCAACUACAAUUGCCGUUUCGGAUCGAGUGGGGAUUGCACUUGGGGAUUGGUGAGGGGACCGCGAUCCCUAUGCUACGAUCGACACGGACGCCUCACCUUUGACUCGGACCCGGAAGUGCUGACAGAAAAGAGCAACGGAGUGCUCAAGUCGCUCAGUGAAUCGCGUUUGCAAGUACAAUAUCACGAAGAGCCCAAAUUUCCGUACGAUCCGUACACCGACUUGUCGCGUGUGACCGCCAAUGUUAUAAACGAAGAAAGAAGCGACCGGGAUAGUUCGUUUUCUCUACCGCUGCAGCACAAUCGUGGCUGCAAUGCGCUGGCCCAAGUGAAUCCCAUAAACCAAACGAAUAAAAACCAUUUAACACAAGCUAAGCGAAAUAAUAUUCUCCUGCCCUGCCAUUGCGAUUUACAUGUGGAUGCUCCCUUCGAACUUAACAAGGAGAACGGGCACACAAUGGAGAAACGACGUAAUACCCUGGACCGCUUUCAGCGCCUCGGUUUCGGGCGUAAAUCAUCGCCAGCGGCCGCCGCCUCCGCCUCCACAUCCACUUCCACGUCCUCUUCUUCGCCAUCCACUUCCGGUCCGGAGAAGCAGCGCAAGACGUCGGAUCGUUCGGAGCGCCUGCGCGAGCUGACGGAACUUUUGCGGGGCGGCGGCGGUGGCAGCAGUUCGCGCGCCUCUUCCACGCCCACUCCGCCACCGCCUCCUCCGCCGCCGGUGCCACCGCCCCGCAAACCCCGCACCUCGCAGCCACUGGAGCGCCAGGACACGGGCGCCAGUCAAACGUCGGAGUCCGAGGCGGGAAGCAUUCACCUGCGGGGGCCCAGCGAAGAAGCCAGCACACGUCUCAGCGGCGGAGGUGGUGGUGGCGGCACCAUCAGCACCGCUGCCCGUCUGUUUGCCUCCCUUCGGCCAAACACGAGUCUCUCCAACUUGGAGGCCUUCAUGUUGAGCAACCGCGAGAAGUCCAAGUCCCCGCCCCCACCUGCGCAGCAGAAUCAGAAUCAGAAUCAGCAUCAGCAUCUGAAUCUUCGACCUGCGGGCAGCAGAUGCGUAGAUGCGUCGUCGGCCACUGGCAGUGCCAGUUUCGAGAGCACGGCGCUAGCAUCACGGUCAGACUCACGCAGCGCACACAAAUCGGCCCCAUUUCGAUCGGUCUCGUUCUCGCAGAUCGACUGCAAGUCCACGCUGAGCGCUCUGCGGGAUCGGCUGAAGCGUGACAAGGCCAUCGAGGCGCCCAGCCCCAGUCCCACGCCCUCGAAGGACGAUUUGGACCUCCACCCAGAUCCCGGCUGGGUGCGCAUUCCCCUGAAAAAGACCGAGCUGAGCAUCAACCUGAAUUACGGGCAGGAGAAGUCGCUGGACCACGACGCCAUCCAGGAGGAGGACAUCUUUAGCAACGAGUUGGCGGCCAGUGGCAGCUCGGGCAUCCUCUUCCCGGUGGCCACCGCCAGCAGUGUGAUAGCCGCUCACGCCACCAUGGAAUCGCUAACGGACACCAUUCAAUCGGAGACCGAUUGUCUGAUCAAGGAGGAGGUGCAGCCGCAAGUACCACCCGCACUGGAGAUUACACCGCCCACCUCAUCUGCCAGUGGCAGUGCCCCCAAUCUGGCCACCCUGAUGGAGGAGCAGCUGCCACUGGAGGCACCGCCGGACAACUUCCUGCAAACAGCCACCACCUGCGAGAUCCCAGUGCCGGUCUAUGAGUGUGCCGCCCAGGAAUGGCUGGAGACUCCGGCCCAGGAAUGGGUGGAGGUGGCGCCCGAGGAGUUUGGCAUUGUGCCGGAGACCAUACAGCCACCCAUCCCGCAUGCGGCCUGCAAAAUCUCCCAAACGCCGUCCACUCUGACCACAGCUGUGAGGAGUGACCUGGUGCCCACCAUAUCCGUAAGUCGGUCCUCCGAGGAGGGCGACGAACUGGCCAAGAUCGAGGAUGUGCCGCAAGUGGAGGUGGCCACUACGGCCAGGAAUACGCCAAUAGAGCAGCACUGCAAGCAGUACAGCCACGAUGAUCUAGAUUUGACCAAUGUGGAUCUAAGGAGCUCCCUGGAGGCAAUAGCUACUCCUCGACACAGUACGGAUGAGCGGCAGCGAAGGCACCUGGAUAAAACCACCAAAAGGAAAGGAAUGUACAUAGACAAUGCGGACUGGCAAGCUCCCACGGAGGCACCGAAUCGUGGCCUAGCACUGGACAUCAGAGUGGCCAAUAUGAAUGCCAUCAAGCCCGAAUCGCCAGAUGCCAGCGCCUCCGGUGCAUCCCACAUGUACAUCAGUAGCCCACAGAGCUCUUACUCCUUCGAAUUGAAUACCCCCGAGCUGGAGAAGGGUUCGCCGUCGUGGGGCAGCGGAGGAUUGGGACGCGACAAGGCCCAGCUACUGAGCAACUUCAGCUGCCACAGCAGCGAGGAGAAGGACGACGCGUCCAGUCGGAGCUUGAGCUUCCUACGCACCGAUUCCACCUCGGACAACGAGUGCGAUCGGGCGGCCAGGGAGCGGGAAAGGGAGCGGAUCACCUCGAGUCCCACGCCCAGCAGCGGCGACUACGAUUACAAGCGCUUCUCUAAACGCCCGCUCAGGGGUCCCUACGGCCAAAUGCUGGAAGCGGAGAUGAAGAAACCCAACCGGAUGCACUUCGAGGAGAUCCUUGAGGAGCUGCGAGAGACGGACAGCUUACACCUGCGUGGAUCUGCUCCUGGCGGAGCAGUUGGUGGAACAGGUGGUCCCUCCCGCAAUUUGCCGCAAUACUCCAACUCGAUGCGGGUGCGGAAGUCGAACACCUAUCUGCCGGUGCCUUCUCAUGCUCGUGCGGCUUCCACGCCUUCGCAGCUGGAACACGGCAGCAAAGCCAUUUCCGCGGCCACCGCCCAGAUCUCCGUGUCCGCAAAGAAUCUAAGCGAGGCGGAGUUGGAUGACCAGGUGCACCACAUGAAGCGCGCUGCCUCCGAGGCUCCUGCCCCCAAAUCGCACCACAGUAAGCGCAGCCAGUCGAUGAGCACCGAACGUCCAAGUCACCAUCACCAUGGUCACAGUCACGGCCACAGUCACAGUCACACCCAUCACCAUGCUGCCAAGCGAAGCUUGGAUGCGGGGUCUAGUGAUAAGGCUUCCAAGCUGACUACAUCAGCUGGUUCUCCAGGACCAGGAUCAGGAGGAGGCGCCAAGGGAAGCCUGAAACCAACGCCUGCUUUGUUGGCUGAGCUGCUGAAAGGUUCCAGCGAGAACAUGAUCUCCGAGCAGCGGAAGAAGACGAUAGCGGACACACGCACAUAUGUGGUGCAGGAGAUCUACCGCAACGAGCAGUCUUACGUGGAGUCCCUGCAGACCGUGGUCGUCAAGUAUCUGAAGGUGCUCAAAGCCCCCGAGCAUGCUGGCAUGAUAGACACACGCACCGUGGAUGAGAUCUUUUUCAUGGUACCCGACAUCCUCGAGAUACACGAGAAGUUCUUGGGCGACCUGAAGAACCGCUUGGACGACUGGGAUGUGCAGCAGAAAGUGGGCGAUGCAUUCAUGGACACGUUCUCAAAACUAGAGGUUCUAGAGGUCUACACAUCCUUUGUGAACAACUGCAAUCGGGCCAAGAAUGCCAUACGCUCCAUGAAGCACCAACGACCUUCCUUUUCAAAGUUCCUUGAGUCGACGGCUCGAGAGCACAAGGGCAAACUUACGCUGGACAAUCUACUCAUCAAGCCGGUGCAGAAGUUUCCCAACUACGAGCUGCUUUUCCAGCGAUUGAUAAAACACACCGAUCACGAUCAUCCGGACACAAAGCACUUGCAGGACGUGCUUAAGCUGGUGCACGAUAUUCUGGUCCACAUCAAUUGCAAAGAGCGCGAGAUCAUGGAGAACGGACAGCGGGAAGCCACGCUCCGUGAACUGGAGGGCGUUAUCGAGGGAAUCACCGAUCUUAUAGCUCCCGAAAGGCAGUUCCUGCUCUUCGACCUGGUCUCCAUGCCAUCGGGCCAAGGGGCGCGCAAGGAUCGUGGCUUCUUCCUGUUCAACGAUCUGCUCGUCCUCACGAGCAUCAAGAAACGAAGCGGCACCAUCCGCAAGCCCAACAGCAGCAUCUGUCCGGGCACUGUGGCCACCACUCUGGACACCAACAAGUACAAGUUCCUCACCAAGAUCUCGCUGGACUGCCUGGAAAUUGUCAAAUCCAAAGACGAGAACAUCAAGCGUAUUGUUAGCGAAAUCGAGACUUUGGCCGAAGACUGCAACAAGCUGCAGCAAAUCACCGACGUAACCGCCACCCUGAAGUACCCGCACCAGUAUCUGGAGGAUGUUAUCCGCGAUCUCCAUCGCGAAGUCCAGCGCCAGCUCUCCGAGCGUCAGACAAAUGACACUCAGCUGAAUAUGCUUGAGCUGACAGUCAGUUCACCGAACGGCAACCAGAAGUUGACAGUGGUCUUUAGCAAGACGGAGAAACGUACGCAGUGGGAGGAGAGCUUCAACGAGGCCAAGCAGAAGCUGGCUGCCACCCUGGAGCGACAUCCCAUACCGGAGUUCCUCACCUCAAUACCCAUCCGCAAGACCCGAGCUGGCCUCCAGUUCACCUGUGCGGCAGCCACGCUGAGUGACAACCGGGAUGUUUGGGUUUGCAACAGCGACGGCUAUGUGGGUCAGGUGUGCAUCAUGUCGCUGCAUCCGGAACCGAAUGUCACCAGCUGCAACGGCGUCUGUAAUGCCCGCAUCCUGUGUGUGGCCUCCGUGCCGGCGUACAGCUCGGCGGCCUCCAGUCGGAACAGCAGCGGCGAGCAGCCAACAGGUGGUGGCCAGGAAGAGAAGGACAAGCGGGGCACUCCCCAGAGCUACACACAGCAGUUGCGUGACUACCGCAAGAGCAUAUCGCCCAGCUUCCAGAGUGCCUCGACCUCGGCAACGGCUACGCCCGAAAAGAAGAAGCUGACGCCCACGCCCACGCCAGUCGCAAGUGGUGAUCCUGCGGAUGCGGCGGCCACAGGCAGCAGUGAUACUCAGCUGGAGCUGAACCUAAGCUCCAGCGACGACGAAACGGAUGCCGCCGCCGCCUCGCUGAACGUCGCCGGAAGCACUGGUGCGGGAUCUGGUGCAACUCUGACGGAGCGUGUACCUAGCCCAGCGCCCUCAUAUCAUGGACAUCAGGACUCCAAUCCCGAGGAGGGCGAGAGCAAUCAAUCAACCAUGUGGAUUGGCACUGAAGACGGCUGCAUCCACGUCUACAAUAGCACUGACAAUAUUCGCAUUAAGAAGAAUCGCAUCAAGAUCGAACACCAUUCAGCCGUCUAUUCCAUUUUGUACCUGGACAAUCGUGUGUUUGUAUCAUUAGCAAAUGGUGAUAUCUGUGUUUACCUGAGAGAUGGUGCCACCUCCUGGAAUACUUGCUCAUCGCAUUGCCUGUCCAUUGGCACGGUAACCAGUCCGGUGAACAAGCUCUUAAACGUCAACGGCCGACUUUGGUGUUCCAUUCAGGGAAUUAUCAAAGUGCUGGAUGUGGAGACUUUGACGGUCAUAAAUCAAAUACAGAUUUCAUCGGACUCGAAGCCAAUCACAAACAUGACAGUCUCAAACAAUCAUGUUUGGAUAUCCAUACAGAACUCAGCACACAUUAAAUGUUUCCAUUCCAAUACCCACCAACUGGUUACCGAGGUAAAUCUUGCCCCCGCCGUAAACAAGAUGCUCUCCAAUUGCGAUGAGAUCAUCCGGCAGCACAAGGCCGCCUGUCUGCGGGUCACCUCGCUGCUGUGCUGCAAGGAUCUCAUCUGGAUAGGCACUAGUGCGGGCGUUCUGCUGACCAUCCCGGCGCAGGGUUACGAGAAGGGUGCCAUUAACAUAGUGCCCACAGGCAUUCCCCAUGGCCACACCGGCCACGUGCGGUUCCUGACCUUUGUGGAAACUACGGGACUCGAGGGAACUGCACCAAAUGCCGGAGGGCGGGACACAGGAGGCUCCACGAGCGAUGAGUAUACCAAACAGGGCUCCAUCAAGCACUCAAAAUCCAAGUCCGAGACGAACAACACGCUGAUCAUCUCCGGUGGCGAUGGCUACGAGGAUUUCCGCAACUCCGGAGCCAACUCGCUGAGCGAGAUCGCUGGCCGCGAGGACAGCACCAACCAUCUUUUGAUAUGGCAAAUUUGAAGCAGAAGGCGUAAAAACCGCUGGAGGCUCCUGCUCUCGCGCUGGAAGAACAACAACUGAGAUCGCCUCAGUGGAUGUCCGAGGCCAGCGUUCGAGUGGAGGCAACCGCGGUUUUUAUGGGCCGAGCAAUAGUGUUAAUCGAGAUCCCCCAAGAUCUGCAGCAGCUGCUAAGCUGGAAAUUAGUAGGAUUAGCUGACGGACCUAACGGACUGAGGGACGAACCGGACGGAUGUACAGUUGAAUUUUGAUUGCUCGCAGAUUGACUUGUGAAUAUUCAACGUUUGGCAUUUUAUGUAUUUUGCGAGUCUUUUCUAGUGCCAAACAUAAAACACAAAUACAAAACACACACGACUCCUGCGCCAAAGCGAUUUGGGAAACACUUUCAAUGUACAUACAGAUCGCACCGCUCGAGGAGGACAGCUCGAUUCCACGGCAAUGUACGAUAGAUAUUUUUGUAUUGCUUAGCAGGCAGACUAAUUGUAAAUGUAAACCCUAUUCAAGUGUUAAGAGUUCGAGUCUAAGUUUGUUUGAAUUGAAUACAGGUCUAACAUACAAAUCACACAGUUAUACCGACUAACCCAGUGUACGAGUUCAUCCAUCUGAGGUUCGAUCCCCGCUCCGCAAUCCAAGCGCAUUAAUCGAAUUUAUAAUCUACAAUCCACUCAAGGGUCAUGUCACUUAAGUUCGCGUAUGGCUCCAACAAUGAGUACGCAUACCCAGGAUAGGCUUGUAAAAAUCGUAGUCUAAGCGACUCCCUAUUUUUAUUGUAUACAUACGCGCGUAAUAUAUACAUAUACAUAUAUAUUAAUUACUAUAUCGAUAACUGAUUAAAUGGCGUUUAUAAAGUUUAUUGUAAAACCUAUUUCAUGCAAGAGAAUUGAAUUUGAAAAUUGCAAAUUUUAACAUAAAUACGAGUGAUAUUCAAGUUUUUGCUAAAGUUUUUUGGGCAUGUACAAAACGUUAAACCUACACAAAACACUUAACACUCACACACCCCUCCCCCGAUCACCACCUACUUAAAAAUACAUAUAUUUUUUCUAAUUGAAUACUAUUUGUAAGUUGUGCGCACCGGAAAUGAAGCAACUCAAGCGACCCAUUAAUUUGCGGUCGCCGUCUCAAGCUCGAUCGUCUGUCUAAGGUAGCGAAUUGUAGUUAUUUAAGUAUGAAUAUUUAUAUGUUAUAGUCUGGUUGGUUAUUAACAUUAAUCAUUGUUCAGUGCAGUAUUUCAAGUGUAUGCUAAGCUCUUUGACCACCUACCAUCUACCAUCUACCACCACCCUAAGCCACUAAACCACACAACACCGAACCACCGAAAGCGGUUUCAUCUGUUAUUUGGGUGGACAACGCAUCCUAUGAAAUGUAUGAAAUGCAUUUUCUCAUAUUCAGUGAACAUCUGACAAUUGUUAUCCUACCUCUGCGAAUACCAAGGUGUUAAAAAUAUACUUAUAUACAUUAUGCUCGAGGUGUUGCUCUCGCCCGACAUAGAAUGAUCCGAAAAUGGGUUAGGAGUGUAGGCCGGAACAAAAAUAGGAGCACAAGCUGGCGCAAAACUCCCUAAACGAGCUGUAAUAAUAGAAUCUAAAACAAUAAUUCCCCCUUUGCCAAGCUGCAUUGUAAGGUUCAAUAAUAAAUUGUAAAUGUGUUAAAAAAAUAAAUAUAUUUACUUAUAUGGAGGCGUAAGCAUGUAUUAUGAUUAUGUUUGUAUCAUCUACUAUAUUAAAUGGAAUCUUUAAGCCCAACUAAAAA
This is a messenger RNA of Drosophila elegans, 9823 nucleotides long. Its product is annotated as rho guanine nucleotide exchange factor 17. Gene Ontology annotation, biological process: actin cytoskeleton organization. Bases 410 to 8077 code for a protein of 2555 amino acids. The transcript is spliced from 18 exons. Gene Ontology annotation, molecular function: guanyl-nucleotide exchange factor activity; protein binding. Lineage: Eukaryota; Metazoa; Arthropoda; Insecta; Diptera; Drosophilidae. The record is from RefSeq and is a predicted model, not a curated record.